Colletotrichum spaethianum is the source of this 1131-nucleotide messenger RNA. Its product is annotated as 5'-methylthioadenosine/S-adenosylhomocysteine nucleosidase. The transcript has a single exon. Gene Ontology annotation, biological process: nucleoside metabolic process. The coding region runs from base 1 to 1131 and encodes 376 amino acids. Lineage: Eukaryota; Fungi; Ascomycota; Sordariomycetes; Glomerellales; Glomerellaceae. Gene Ontology annotation, molecular function: catalytic activity. The record is from RefSeq and is a predicted model, not a curated record.
AUGUCGACAGACCUGACGAACCCUCGCAGCGUCGAGAUGCCAAGCGAUGCACCCGAUGGGGUACCCUCUGGCGCCAAGAGGGGCCUUAGCCAAGACAGCGAAGACACUCCUCGAUCUGACCCUGCGAAACGACUGAGAGCAUGGGGAAGUUCAAACGGCGACGGCCGAGAACGCCGGCACGCUGAUUAUACCGUGGGAUGGAUCUGCGCUCUUCACAUCGAGCUGGCUGCGAGCCGUGCUAUGUUGGACCGCGAACAUGGAGGCCUGCUCAAGGUAGCCAACGAUCCCAACGAAUACGUGCUAGGGAACAUUGGCGCGCACAAUGUCGUGAUGGCAUGUCUGCCGUCGGGCCAGUACGGAACGAACAAUGCAGCAAUCGUGGCGAGCAAUAUGCGUUCGAGCUUUCCGUCAAUCCGCGUGGGAUUCAUGGUUGGCAUCGGCGGCGGCGCUCCUAGCGACGGCUUCGACAUUCGACUAGGAGACGUUGUGGUUGGCACGACCGUGAUACAGUACGACUUGGGCAAGAUCCUGUCAGGAGAGCGAGUUCAGCGCACUGCGACUCCAAGAGUGGCCCCACAUGAUCUCUUGAUCGCCAUCAACAAGCUGCGUGCCUUGCACGAGUCGAUGCCUAGUGAGGUAACUACAAUCCUUCAACAUAUGCUCGAUCGCCACCCAAAGAUGGCUACAGAAUAUGCCUACCCAAUCCAAUGCGAAGACCGGUUGUUUUGCGCCACGUACGACCAUGCACAGCUAGCACACUGCAAUCAUUGCGACUCAUCAAAGGUACAGCCCCGGCCUUUACGAGAGAGCAACAAUCCACACAUCCACUAUGGUGGUGUUGCCUCCGGAAACCAGGUUGUGAAAGACGGCAAAACUCGAGACAGACUUGCCAAAGAGCUUGGAGUUAUCUGUUUCGAGAUGGAGGCAGCCGGGCUGGUGGACCAGUUUCCUUGCAUGAUUGUCAGAGGAAUCUGCGAUUAUGCAGAUUCACAUAAAAACAAGCAAUGGCAGAGGUACGCAGCGGCCACAGCAGCAGCUUACGCGAAGGAGCUCCUCUCCACCAUGGCACCGAGCAAGAUCGAGGCAAUGCCGACCGCCGACGCACCAGAAACGAUAACAGAUGAUAGUUAG